Microsporum canis CBS 113480 is the source of this 1698-nucleotide messenger RNA. RefSeq names its product serine/threonine-protein kinase RIO1. The transcript has a single exon. Gene Ontology annotation, molecular function: protein serine/threonine kinase activity; ATP binding. NCBI's taxonomy places the organism in Eukaryota, Fungi, Ascomycota, Eurotiomycetes, Onygenales, Arthrodermataceae. Gene Ontology annotation, cellular component: cytosol; preribosome, small subunit precursor. Gene Ontology annotation, biological process: maturation of SSU-rRNA. The coding region runs from base 1 to 1698 and encodes 565 amino acids. The record is from RefSeq and is a predicted model, not a curated record.
AUGACGGCAGAUAUCAAGCUGGAGGAAACUCCUGAGAAAAAACCCGAGGAAAACACUGAGGUCGCCUCUGCUGACCCCGCUAACGAAACCGCCGAUUUUGAAGGAGUUGAAGAGGAAGAAGAUGAUGAAUACUAUGAUGAUAUCUUUGAUGAUGAACUGGAUGAGGUAGAUUUUGAAGCCUCUAAUCCAGCUGACUUCACAAAAUCCUAUAACCGGCAGCGGAAGCUAAACGAAGUUGUCGCCGACGCGAACGCCCCCCUUUCUUCAUACCCAAAGAGCAACCCUCAGAAGCCGACUAUCAAUACCUAUGCGAAGGUCGAUGACCAGAUAUCAACCCUGGCACGGCAUGCUGGCAAAAUUAGGCUCGAUGAUGCCCAGUCGGGGCUUAAAUCGAAGGGUGGAAAGGGGGCGGAUAAGAGUGACAGGGCUACAUCAGAGCAAGUUCUGGAUCCCCGAACGCGCAUGAUAUUGCUUCAGAUGAUCAACAGAAAUAUUGUCUCAGAGGUGAACGGCUGUUUAUCAACGGGGAAGGAAGCAAAUGUCUACCAUGCAAUCUCUCAGCCCGAUGAUGAAAGCGAAGAGCUUCAUCGAGCUAUCAAGGUUUACAAGACGAGCAUUUUGGUAUUCAAGGACAGAGAUAAGUAUGUCACUGGUGAAUACAGGUUUAAGCAAGGGUAUAACAAAUCAAAUAAUCGCUCAAUGGUCAAAGUUUGGGCUGAAAAGGAGAUGCGGAAUCUCAAACGCCUGUACUCUGCUGGUAUUCCUUGCCCUGAACCAUUAUACCUUCGUCUCCACGUUCUUGUUAUGGGUUUCCUUGGGAACUCAAAAGGAAUACCAGCUCCAAGACUAAAGGAUGUACAGCUUCAGGAUGAGGAUCUAGAAACCCGGUGGAGAUCUCUGUAUAUGGAGUUAGCUGCACACAUGAGAACCCUGUACCAAGACUGCCGCCUGGUGCACGCUGAUCUCAGCGAGUACAACAUCCUAUACCACAAUCAUAAACUCUACAUUAUUGAUGUAAGUCAGGGUGUGGAGCAAGAUCACCCCAGGAGUUUAGAAUUCCUGCGCAUGGACAUAAAAAAUGUUAGCGACUUCUUCCGCCGAAAGGGUGUCGAUACUCUUCCUGAACGAACAUUAUUCGAAUUUAUUACCUCUGUUGAUGGCCCGCGUGCAGUUUCGGGUGACCUUGGUCAAAUGACUGCCAUGCUAGAGAAGCUAUUUGCCUCAAGAGCCGAGCGUCAGGGGGAGAAUGGCGAGCAACCUGAAGGCGAGGGUAAUGACGAGCUCGAUACUGCUGUUUUCCGACAACAAUACAUCCCUCAGACGCUUGAACAAGUCUACGACAUAGAGCGAGACGUUGAGAAGCUCCGGACUGGCAAGGGGGAUGAACUAGUUUACCGCGAGCUCCUGGCUUCGGCCCCGGAUGCAACCAAGUCGAAAGUGAGGGGCGAAGAGGAAGCCGAUGAGGAAGACUCGGAUGCCUCCGGGGGUGUGUCCUUGUCUGAUAGUGGCUCUCACUCGGGUGAUGCAGGCGAGGUAGACCUAUUUGCAAAGAAACCUCCACGGGGUAAACGGUUUGAGGAUAAAGAUGCGAAACGUGACCAUAAGAAGCUUGUCAAGGAAGAGAAGCGAGAACAGCGAGCCAAGAAGAUACCGAAACAUGUUAAGAAGAGACUCAUCAAUGCUUCAAAGCGGAAGUGA